This is a messenger RNA of Mirounga angustirostris (Northern elephant seal), 2232 nucleotides long. RefSeq names its product pleckstrin homology and FYVE domain containing 1 (gene PLEKHF1). Gene Ontology annotation, molecular function: metal ion binding; phosphatidylinositol binding. Gene Ontology annotation, cellular component: early endosome; lysosome. The coding region runs from base 614 to 1447 and encodes 277 amino acids. The record is from RefSeq and is a predicted model, not a curated record. Gene Ontology annotation, biological process: endosome organization; positive regulation of intrinsic apoptotic signaling pathway; positive regulation of autophagy. The transcript has 2 exons. Lineage: Eukaryota; Metazoa; Chordata; Mammalia; Carnivora; Phocidae.
CGGAGGCCCAGAAUGUCAGCGCUGGAACCAAGGACAGAGGAGGAGACUGAGGCCCCCGUGGGUCCUGGACCAGCAGUGAGACAAGGCUAGUUGGGGUCUCCCACCACCAGGACCAACGGGUGUGCCUCCUUCCUCUGGUUUCCCAGAACCAUGGAAAGGCCUCCCUUUCUUGGACACCUGCUGCGUGCCCGGCACUGUGUUAGGUGUCAGGGUGCUGUCUCAAACUGGAUAGUCCUGCCUUCAAAGGCUUUCCGGCUCCCUUCCGUGGUGCCCUCACCCCAGGCAGGGCCUACUUUCCCCACAAAGCCCCUCUUGCUAGGGAGGUGGGGGGCCUGGUCCUAAGCAGUCAUGGAACAUGGCCCUGAAGGCUCAGCUCAGUGUCCCCCUCCAGCAGCCCCGGCCCCCAGCAACAAGCAGUGUGUACGCUUGGGAUGGCAUUUACCAGGGUCUCAGUGUCCCAACUGAUCUGCCUGGUUGUACGUCAGCCUCUGGGAUGGUUGGGCCUUGUGUCCUUCUUCUCUGAUGGUGUAGAGGCCCGGCUGUACCAUCAAGACUCCUCAGUGCAGGUGCUUAGUCAACUGGAAGCACAUAAACAGCCAGGCUGCCGGAGAACAUGGUGGAUUACCUGGCCAACACGGAGAUCAACAGCCAGCGCAUCGCGGCCGUCGAGAGCUGCUUCGGGGCGUCGGGGCAGCCGCUGGCCCUGCCAGGCCGCGUGCUGCUGGGCGAGGGCGUGCUGACCAAGGAGUGCCGCAAGAAGGCCAAGCCGCGCAUCUUCUUCCUCUUCAACGACAUCCUGGUGUACGGCAGCAUCGUGCUCCACAAGCGCAAGUACCGCAGCCAGCACAUCAUCCCGCUGGAGGAGGUGACGCUCGAGCCGCUGCCUGAGACCGCGCGGGCCAAGAACCGCUGGAUGAUCCGCACGGCCAAGAAGUCCUUCGUGGUGUCAGCCGCCUCCAGCACGGAGCGCCAGGAGUGGAUCAGCCACAUCGAGGAGUGCGUGCGGCGGCAGCUGCUGGCCACGGGCCGCCAGCCCAGCACGGAGCACGCGGCGCCCUGGAUCCCCGACAAGGCCACGGACAUCUGCAUGCGCUGCACGCAGACGCGCUUCUCGGCCCUCACGCGGCGUCACCACUGCCGCAAGUGCGGCUUCGUGGUCUGUGCCGAGUGCUCCCGGGAGCGCUUCCUCCUGCCGCGCCUGUCGCCCAAGCCCCUGCGCGUCUGCAGCCUCUGCUACCGCCAGCUGGCCGCCCGCAAGCGGGAGGAGGACGAGCCGCGCGCGGGGGCCCCCGGGCAGCCGGCCCACGCGGCCGGGGCGGGCUGCGGAGCGUCCAGCGGGGACGAGGAGGACUCUGACGAGGACAAGGAGGGCAGUGGCGCCGGCGACUGGCCCAGCCGUGUGGAGUUCUACGCCUCGGGCGCCUCCUGGUCGGCCUUCCACAGCUGACCGGCAUCUGCGGCUGUGCGGGAGGGGCUCCCGGUCCCUCCUGCAUCCGAGCAGACUCCAUCGCCGGGCCCUGAGAGAGCACAGCUCCCGCGCUGCACCCCGCCCCCAGGACCCUGCCCCACGGGGGGCAGGCGCAGUGCCAACGGCUUUCUCUCCAGACCCCAGUGCCUUUGUGCUGGACAUUGGCAUCCUUCUUUUCCCCGUCAGGUAAUUCUCUGUCCACUUAGCGAACUCAAAACACUUGGGCCUCUUAGGAACAAAUAAAUGCCUUUUCUUAGACCUAAGAGCUGUGGUCCCAGAUGAUGACUUGAGCUAGACAACCCCAGGCACCUUUCGGGACCAGAGGGCAGAUAGGACUGGAGUGAGGUCCCCUGAGGCCGUGCACCCAGCACCUGCCCCCCAGACAAGCACACCCCCAGGGAAGACUGGGAGGGCUGGAAACCAGGUCUGCCCAGGCACCUUGCUGACGCUCACCUGCCUGGCUGGCUAGACCUUCUCAGGCCAGGCAUAUGAGCUCACCUUGAGCCAGAGUAGAGUCUGCCGUGCCAUGGGUACCCGCCAGGCAUGGGACUGCGGCCUGGCUCCCCGGGGUCCAGGGCACGUGCCCGGGCCCCUGGCCCCAUCUCCCCUCACUCCAGAUGUCCAGGUGUCUGAUGCCCCUUGGUCCUGUCCUCGUCUCUCCCUGUGGCUGGGGAAAGCGGUGUUUUCUGUUAGGACCCUUCAUUGCAAGUGACAGAAACCCUACCCAGACUGAUUUAACAAUAAAAAGAACGUUUAUUAACUCA